Myotis lucifugus (little brown bat) is the source of this 1687-nucleotide messenger RNA. It is a transcript of the gene CRYZL1, whose product is annotated as crystallin zeta like 1. Gene Ontology annotation, molecular function: oxidoreductase activity. The transcript is spliced from 13 exons. Bases 291 to 1475 code for a protein of 394 amino acids. Lineage: Eukaryota; Metazoa; Chordata; Mammalia; Chiroptera; Vespertilionidae. The record is from RefSeq and is a predicted model, not a curated record.
UAAGGAAGAUUUUAAAGAAGAGAAUAACUAAGGCGAAAAGGGAGGCGGGGCACAGUCCAAGGAAGGUGGUAGGGCAAACGGUUGGAAUGAAAACUGGUGUGGUCUUUAACUGAAAUUUGCAUAAAACGGAACCCUCCAGGUGACUACAACUUCACCCAUUUAUUGGUAGCCCCUGUGCGGCACCUCCCCUCGCCUCCGAGCAGAGCAUGCCGGGAGAUGUAGUUCCGAGUUCGGUUGCUAUGGCGGUCUCGACAGCUCAGAGAGUCCGGGAGUGACGAGCGGCCUGGCCAAUGGGAGUAGGGCCUGGGCCGGCGGGGGCGGGCUCUCUGCAGAAGGACUCGAAGGUGGCAGCGGCGAAGGGGCAGGCCGUUAGAGCCUCUCGGAAGCAGGUGACUAUGAAAGGCUUAUAUUUUCAACAGAGUUCCACAAAUGAAAAAAUAACAUUUGUAUUUCAAGAACGGGAAAAUCUUCCUGUUGCAGAGGAUAACUAUGUGAAACUUCAAGUUAAAGCUUGUGCUCUGAGCCACAUAAAUACAAAGCUUCUGGCAGAAAUGAAGAUGGAGAAGGAUUUCUUUCCCGUUGGGAGAGAAAUUGCUGGAAUCGUGUUAGAUGUUGGAAGUAAGGUAUCAUUUUUUCAACCUGAUGAUGAAGUAGUCGGGAUCCUACCCCUGGAUUCUGAAGACCCUGGACUCUGUGAGGUUGUGCGGGUGCAUGAGCACUACUUGGUUCACAAGCCGGAAAAAGUGUCGUGGACAGAAGCCGCUGGGACCGUUCGGGACGGAGUGCGAGCCUACACCGCUCUGCAUUACCUUUCGCGGCUCGCCCCCGGGAAGUGGGUGCUGAUCAUGGACGGAGCAAGCGCGCUUGGGACAAUAGCCAUUCAGUUAGCGCACCACAGAGGAGCCAGAGUGAUCUCCACAGCGUGCAGCCCGGAAGACAAGCAGUACCUGGAAGGACUCCGGCCUGCUCUCGCCCGAGUGAUCGACGUGUCCGGUGGGAAAGCCCAUGUUGCUGAAAGCUGUUUGGAAGAAACAGGUGGCCUGGGAGUGGAUAUUGUCCUGGACGCUGGAGUGAGAUUAUAUAGUAAAGAUGAUGAACCCGCUGCAGAAUUACAACUACUACCACAUAAGCAUGAUAUCCUCACUCUUCUGGGCGUCGGAGGCCACUGGGUGACGACAGAGGAAAACCUGCAGCUGGAUCCUCCAGAUAGCCACUGCCUCUUCCUCAAGGGAGCAACGGUGGCUUUCCUUAACGACGAAGUUUGGAAUUUGUCAAAUGUACAACAAGGGAAAUAUCUUUGUGUCUUAAAAGAUGUGAUGGAGAAGUUAGCAACUGGUGUUUUAGGCCUCGUCUGGAUGAGCCUAUCCCGCCUUAUGAGGCCAAAGUCUCCAUGGAAGGGGUCCAGAAAAAUCAAGGAAGAAAAAAGCAAGUUGUUCAGUUUUAAUUUUGUUAUCUCCCAGAUCUCAGUUGAAUGAACCCAUUCCAGUAUUUGAAGCCAGAGUUUCCUUGGAAAUUGUUCAGAAAAGUCAAGGAAGAUAAAAGCAAGUUGUUCCAUUGUUAAGCAUGCUUUCCUGCUAUCUGAGACGAGAUGGUGAUUUAUUUCAAAUACCUGAAACGUAUUUGAAAAGUUAAUGUACAAACAGCCGAGACCAGUCUGUAAUUAACACCUGAAGGGAAUAUUCUGGAA